Colletotrichum godetiae is the source of this 410-nucleotide messenger RNA. RefSeq lists its product as uncharacterized. The coding region runs from base 64 to 378 and encodes 104 amino acids. The record is from RefSeq and is a predicted model, not a curated record. The transcript has 2 exons. Lineage: Eukaryota; Fungi; Ascomycota; Sordariomycetes; Glomerellales; Glomerellaceae.
AAAUGUUCAACAGACGCCAAGCGAACAUCCAAAGAAGAUCACAAGAAACACAACGGCGCUUGCAUGGAAGAGUCCACAGAAGACGAUCACUUAUCAUCGACCUUCUCCAUACAGAUGACAUCUGCGGACUCGAAUGUUUUUGGAAAAUGUGCUAUUCAGCUGAAUCGACAAUCGAGUCAGCCUAGAAUCUUGAAGGCAUGGAUGCCCGAGCUGCGAGUACUGCUCUUGUCAAUCUGCUUGUUCGCGGCUAUCAUAAUAACUCUGGGAGCGUAUCAUGGGAAGCCACCCCCCCAGUACGAUUACAACGUCAACAUCAAUGCAAUCGUCGCCGUUCUCUCAACCGUCCUUCGAGCAACACUACUGUUUGUCUGUGAAUAGUUAUUGGAUAAUCUAAAUGGCAGUGGAUGGAG